AUGCCACAAUCUUCCAACAUACCGAUAUCGCCGAAAGUGAAAAAUGAAAAUAAGCUUAUACAGGCAGCUUACCUAAUUAAUAAUACUACAAAUAAUUCUAUGAUGAACUCUUCAGAUUCAAGUUCUAUGCUCGAUGAUGAUACCAUGGACAAUAACUCGGAUACUGGUUGGACAAUAAAGGCCAACAAAAGAAAUCUUUCAGACUCAUCUGAGCCGAAGUCUCCUGAUCCUAAACAAUUAAAACAAUUAAAACAAUUCCAAAUACAAAUAAAAAUUAUAACAAAUUAUUUAUAACGGCUAAUCGCUAUGAAGUACUUUUGCAAACUUAACCUGUUACCCGAACUACACCAGACCCUGUCUCAGCGUCUACUACUCCAGAAAUAUCUACCAUCAAUCACAUUAAACCUCAGCCACCGAUUUUUGUAAAAGGCAUAAUUGACUUUUCAAAAACAUGUGAAGCCUUAAUGGAGCUUAUCGGGGUUGAUAAUUUUUAUUGUAAAUCUUCCUCUGAUCGCCUAAAAAUUCAAACUGCCAACUCUGAAUCAUACUGA
Messenger RNA from Cinara cedri, 551 nucleotides. The record is from the annotation of a GenBank genome assembly. Lineage: Eukaryota; Metazoa; Arthropoda; Insecta; Hemiptera; Aphididae.